Messenger RNA from Neolamprologus brichardi, 5316 nucleotides. Its product is annotated as insulin-like growth factor-binding protein 4. The record is from RefSeq and is a predicted model, not a curated record. Gene Ontology annotation, cellular component: extracellular region. Gene Ontology annotation, biological process: regulation of insulin-like growth factor receptor signaling pathway. NCBI's taxonomy places the organism in Eukaryota, Metazoa, Chordata, Actinopteri, Cichliformes, Cichlidae. Gene Ontology annotation, molecular function: insulin-like growth factor I binding; insulin-like growth factor II binding.
GGCACUCAGGAUUGAGAGAGGACAAGUAAGUGAGGGAGAGUGUAUAUAAGUUUGUGUGCCUGAGUGCGAGAGGGAGACAGAGGGAGAGAGCUUUAGUCUGGCUUUUCUCUGCUCUGCCUUUCAGCUCCUCUCUCACUGUAGAAAGAGGCGUGUCCAUGGGCCAGUAUAAAGUCCAAGGAGAGCCACUCGUGUUGAGCCAUUCUCAGGAGCGAGUCCUUUGCACUGCACACCAGCAAGAGGAGGAAGCUGCAGCUGUUACCAAAAACACGGCCUUUCGCUGACUGCCUUUGCAUUUGGACACUUGUAGACCAGAUUUUUUUGGGCGAGCAUCGGGACUCGGACUCGAAGACGGAGCGAGCCUCACCUGAACGCGCCGGCGGAUAUCCUUCCCGCUCGUUCCGCCUUAACGAAAAAGAAACCCCCCAAAAAACCCCAAAACUUGUCCUCGUCACCCACGAGCUGAGCGCAUCAAGAGCAGGCUCCAAUUUCUGCGGUGUGAAAUUGAAUCAGAGCAACGGAGAAGCAGUACAGCAGAGGCAUUGUGUGCCUGCGUUUGAAACAGUAACCAGCUGAAAAUAUCAAAGACCUUCCCGGGACAAAGCGUUCCUCUCAAACCUCUUCUCAAAGUGAUUAUAAGCUGCAGCACAUUCAGAAGAGGAGGCGGCCAAAGUGACCGUGCACAAGGGCAAAGGAUUGCGUGCAGGUGCCGGGACUGCCAUGGUGCGUGGAGGUGGCGUGGCAGUAGCUCCGUCCUGCUGGGGCCUGUGGGUGUUUGGCGCCCUGUCGUUGGCGGCACUGUGCUUGUCGGACCAGGCCAUUCGCUGCCCCGUUUGCUCAGAGGAGCGCCUGGCCAGCUGCCGUCUGCCUGAAGGCUGCGAGGAAACGGUGCGGGAGCCCGGCUGCGGCUGCUGCCCCACCUGUGCCCUGCCUAAAGGAGCCCACUGUGGCGUUUACUCACCCCGAUGUGGCACGGGCCUACGCUGCUACCCGCCGAGGGGCGUGGAGAGGCCGCUGCACUCACUGAUGCAUGGCCAGGGGAUCUGCACUGAUGAGAGGGAGGUGGAGGAGAACUCAGCUAUGGACAGGCAGGAAGAGAUGACUCCCGAACACCCGAACAACAGCAAUAUCCGGUGCAGUCCACAGGACAAGCGGUGCAUACAGAAGACCCUGGCCCGGCACCCUCCAAAAUCCACAAACCUGAGAAGCAACAACGCCAGAGAAGACGCCAAAGCGAUCCUGGCCCCGUGUCGUGCCGAGCUCCAGAGAGCGUUGGACAGAUUGGCAUCGAAUACUCGCACGCACGAUGACCUCUUCACGAUCCCCAUACCCAACUGUGACAAAAAUGGAGAUUUCCACCCUAAACAGUGCCACCCUGCACGUGACGGCCAGCGGGGAAAAUGCUGGUGCGUGGAUCAGAAGACGGGCCUGAGGCUGCCGGGGCCGCUGGAACUGCGAGGGGAUCUAGACUGCCACCAGUUAAUUGCUAGCCUGAGGGACUGAAGACGAGGGGGGAAGCAGUGGGGGUGCAGGACCAGCUGAAUUCUACUGGUGCUUAUUAGUAGAACUAUAUGACUAAAGGACUUCAUUCUUAAGCCUCACUCUACCUGAGGCCAACGGUACUUGAGCUUGUGCAACAAAAAGGAAACCAUUGAAUUGAGUUCUUUUGCUAUCUCGUUUCUGUGUGCGCGGGUAUGUGAUACGAGUCUUUUGAGCACUUGUUCUGUUUUCUUUGUAUCACGUGAACUUUAGGCCAAUAGUCCUCAGACACAUGUGCUUUAAAGUACCAGAUGGCAGAAGAAAGGCACACAUACACUUCCAGAUAACAGUCGUGGUUGUGAUCUUUGAGAAAGAGAGAAUGCAGAGCGUGUCAUUUUCUCUGGUUUAGUGUAGCAUUCUGGGGAAAAAGCAGUCACUCCACCCAACAAUCAAACCUGAGAUUAAACAUUUGGUUCAUUCUUUCUGGAGCACGUAUUCACCUGAAUUUCUGGACAAUCCGGAAAGAUUCUCAAAAGACUGUGCACCAGCUUCCUGUUUUUUUUUAAGUAACUUGUGACUCUUAGUCGGCUAUUCUUUCUUUUGUAAACCCCACUCGUCUAAUAAGCAAGUGAAAUCAAACCAUAAAAUGUGUUUGCUUGCGUUCGAUAAACACAAAGUUUACUUCAGCCACGGCAUCAGAGUAGCAAUAACAGAUGGGACGAGAACGAGAGAAAGAAACAGGGAAGAAAAGGAAUGCAUCGACCCCUGUCUCGAAUUACCAAAAUGAUAAGCCAUAGCUUUUCACACCACAAAGACCAAAGUGAAAAGUGAGAUUAGUCUGCAAAUCUGUAUCUCACAGAGCCCAGAAUAGUUUUGCUUCAUCACCCCGUGGUUAACUCUGCACCCCCCUCCCUCUUUGAGCUCUCUCUAGCAUAAAGGACUGGCAGCGUAGCUGGGUUAGAAACUCUGUGCACUGCUGAUAGGAUAAUCUUGUUUCUCCAGCUGGUGCUAAGAUGCCAGUAGGACUCGUGUUUGUAUGAAUAUGCUCCGAUGUAGGGGAUUUAUCUCCAAACAGACUGCAUGGCAGAACUUUCGGCGGUGCUACAUAUUGAUUGUGCCAAAAUACAAAAGAAAGAAAAAAAAAAAAGAGGAAAAUGUUUCUGCACUUUUUGCGUAUUGUUUCAGAUUGGAGUGACGAGGGGAGCAAUUAGCAUCAGCAAAUGUGAGGAUCACCUUUGUUUGAAAAAGGCUUUUCCUGCAGGUUUUCAGUGUUAUUGUCAAAUGAUAAAAAAAAAAAGAAAAUCCCACAUUAGCUUUGCACUAUCACUGCAGCUGCCUGGCUGAAUGUUUCAUUAGUCAGUUCUGUAAAUAUAAAAGCAGAGUGUAAUAAAGUUUAAUGAUUAAACUCCUCGCAGCAAAGUAAACUUAUAGCCAACAUAAAAUUGGGAUUGGAUGAGUGCGGCGAAGCAUUAAAGAUAACGCAGCGAUGAUGUGGAAAUAAAAAUUCCUCAGCGUAUCUGUUAUCACGCAUCUGUUGAGGAUUAGAAUAAUAAUUAAAGGAGUUCAUUAUCAGUGCAAAUGUCACGGUUUUCCAUCAUCAGCUGCAUGGGCGACUUUGGUUGUUACCGACUCAAGAAAAGAUUGUUGUUGCUGUCGUUGUUGUUGGUGUCUUGGCAGUUUCACCAGGAUUCACUAGAAAAGGUUCAAAAACCAAAGAACAGAACAGCAUUAACAUUAACCUAACAAAGCACUGGUGUGUGGGCUGUAAUUUUAAGAUGUGUCGAAAACAAAAAGACACUUAACACAAAAUUUUGGCUUUCUUUUUACUUCCUGUAUGUCCACCAACCGAUUUUACCUAAACAACAUUUAAGUUUUAAAUCACGGAGCGGUACGUUCAGCUCCAAACUGAAUAACAAACGUGCCAUGAAAAUUCAUUCAUUUUUGCUUCUUACCUUUCCCACAGUGCAUUGGGUUUUGACUUUAUAAAAAGCAGGACAGAUAAACAGAGACUGAGAAAAGAAAAAUAAUCUGAGCUUAUCUCUCGUGCUUCCUGGGAAAGGUAGUAAAAUAUAUAACCAGUGACAGCUGCUUUCAGCCCAGGUCCCUGUGGAAAGCUGAUAUUCCCAAUGUUAAUGCGAUCAUUUUCUCUUUAUGCAACUCAGUCAAGAAAUUGGAUUUUAUUGGACUUAUUAUGCUCAUUGUCAACUCCAUAUCUUGAUUCUUAGAUUCUAGUAGAGCAGCUUCAAAACAGCUAAAAUAGCUUAAAAGUAAUGCUCAUAUAUCUUACACUGGGUCCUGGUGCUGCCUCCCUUUCCUCUCCCUUUAAGCCAACUGUGCUGUCUGGCAAACAAACAAUCAAGGAGUCUUCUGCCAUAGACUGUAUAUUAAAGAUGGAUGCAAUUUCUGAGUUUACGCCAAUAUGGAAGAGUGCCUUAAACUUAAAGAACAGGCAGCAGAGGGCAGGCCUCUUAAUUGUAAAAAGAAACCCAACUGUUGAAGUCUAUGGGAAAAUGGCCCUCAGCUCUCUGACUACUUCUGUAUACAUUAUGAUUUAUAUUCCAUAAAUUAAAGUUGCCAUUAGUGUCCAGGAUACCUUAUGACUGAACCUCGUGACUAAAUGAGUAAAUGUGCUAGCGUGCACUGUCCCUCAGGUUUUAAAUCAGAUCUGCCCCCAUGUUCAUGACAUCUGGUUUGAAAACACUAAGACACUAAUGUGAAGACGCUCAUCACGAUGGGUGUCCUCAUCUUUUAUAUACAGUCUAUACGUAUAAAGCCAAGAGAGCAUUUAGAGCACUCUGCACAUUGGACAGUGUACCUCUACACUCCCUGAUCUUAUCUGAAACAUUCACCAAUAUAAAAGACAAAUGAAGGAAAAACAUAUUUUUUCUUUUCUUUCUUUUUUUUCCAAAUGGAAAACUGUCAAAAAAGGUUUAUUAUGAUUAAACCUGUAAUGUUUAAUCAUAAUAAACAAUUCGAGCAACAAUGACCAACAAGCAUCUUUUCUGGUCUCUGUGUUAACCAAGUUUUGCUCUCAUUUAAAGCACGAGUCAAGUUUCCACACACAGGUUACAGGGUAUAAAAGUAACAAUAAAAAUCCAAAUAAAUCAAGCUGCGAUAAUCUAACCACUGAAGCCAACGCUCAGUUUAAACAUUUUUAGAUACAGCGCAUGUCAUUGACGUGCAGUUUUAGUUGGUAGUAAAAACUGAAAUGCAUCCAAAGGUAGUUCAGGUAACCACAGAUAGAUAAGUAGAAGAUGGUAUGGGUGGAGAAUAAUUGCUGCGGCUUGAGAAAAUCAAACCGAAAACUCGUUUUAACGAGCGGGUUAAAAUAAAGACGCCAGUUCUCAUUCAGUGAACUCACAAAGAUCGUUCCAGCAAAUCCUAUCUUACAAUUCAUCGACUAAUGAAGUGUUACUAAACACGUUUGUCUGUUAAAACAGUCUUAAUCCUUGUGAGAGAUGGAAAAUGGUUUUGGCUUUGACUGUGUAAAGGCCUUCUAACUACAUAAACGGUGUAUUUAAGCUAUAGUAAGUUGCUUGUCCUCUGACUUUGCUGUACUGAACUGUAAUUACAUUUCUCGACAAUAGACUGUUUGCAUUUGAUAUUAUCUGUUAAUGUGUAGAACAUAUGAAGUAAUGUUUGCAUGCAUACAAACGGACUGAGGUUGGGAACAGCUGAAGUCUUGUGUAUGUUUCCAGAACAGGAUUGUUAUACUUAAACACUGAAGUGAUCGAACGACUGAAAUAUAGAGUUUCAAAUGAAAUAAUCAGCUACAUUUUAAAUGUUUUCCUGAUGAAAAUGUACACAUUGUAAUACAACGAUUAAAAUACAUAGAAACUA